Messenger RNA from Mycosarcoma maydis (corn smut), 1878 nucleotides. RefSeq lists its product as uncharacterized. The transcript has a single exon. NCBI's taxonomy places the organism in Eukaryota, Fungi, Basidiomycota, Ustilaginomycetes, Ustilaginales. The coding region runs from base 1 to 1878 and encodes 625 amino acids. The record is from RefSeq and is a predicted model, not a curated record.
AUGUCGACCUCCAAGAUACCGCGCGGAGAUUUUCUCAAUCCCAGCCCACAUCUUGCAAAUGCUGCUGCUAACACUGUCGUGGACUCGCUGUUGUCCAGCGUGAAACAGGCGCGCAAACGCUUCGGUCUUCCAACCUUGCCAGACUACGAAAUCGCAAGAAAAAACUUGCCAUCCCUUCGGGAUUCUCUGAUGGGCGAAUACACCGUCAAGCGCAUCGUUGAAGCCAGGAUUCGUCUCACUGUUCAAGCAAGCCUGGACACGCAUUGUCUCACAGCUUUUCCUUACCAUGAAGCACUUGGCAAAGCUUUUUAUUACGAUAGCUUGCUCGCCCAAGCAAAGCUUCACGAUGAUCUCCAAAGCGUCAUUGACCGCUUCCCACUGAUUGGUCUUGUUUUUAGCGUCAAAGACUGCGUUCAUGUCAAAGGGCUUCCAACCACCCUGGGCUGCUCGUUGAGAGCUGGGCACGACGAAGCUGCUAAUGCAGACAUUGUUCAGCAUAUGCUGGAUCGAGGUGCUAUCCUGAUCGCAAAGACCACAGCUCCGCAAUUAAUGAUGUCCAACACGACACAGUCGCCGCUUUGGGGUACUACAAGAAGUCCUAUUCGAACCACCAAUGAAGUGUUUAAUGAAAACGAGGAUCGUCUAGAUCAGGAGUUCCAGGUCGGCGGCAGUUCGGGCGGCGAAGCUUGCCUCGUCAAGCUGGGCGGCAGUCAGCUCGGUAUUGGAACCGACAUGGGGGGUUCUGUUCGUCAGCCCGCAUGCCUGAACGAGCUUUACGGCUACAAGUUUGCAUCACAGCUGGGCAAGAUCAGGUGGAAGCUUCCCAAAGACUUUAUGACUGGCUUGCCACACACGACAAUUCCCGCUACGGCCUUAGGCUUCCUCGCUCGGGAUUACACAACUCUGCAAUAUGUAGUCAAGGAGGUGUACAGGUCCAGUUGCUGGAAUCGAAAGGGACUCACACAGGACGAUAAUGCCAAUGAGAACUCUGAAAACCCGCAGCCUGGCGCACAAGGCUUGGUCGAUACCCCACGCAUCGUCUUUACGCCGCAGAAGAGUUCACCCCAAGUUCAAGCUCACAUUAGCCACCUUGUCGAUUCGCUAUCCGCCGACGAGGCUCUCUGGCGACCGACCAAAUGCGACGAGCUUGGUGACGUCGACGUCAAAGCGUGGGGCGAGGCAUGGACUGAACACGCAAAGGAGCAUGGCUUUGAUGAUGCGAGAGCUAUGCUCAAAGAUGAUCCACUGAUCAAGCGUACCCUGUUUGACGAGUCACGCCUGUCCACAAACACCGACAAAGCCGACAGGGCCAAAUGGAAGGCUGACGCAAACAAGCUGCGUGAGCUUAAAGCCACUUUCCUUCGCCAGGCCGGGAUCGCCACGGGCACGAAGAAGACCGACAAAGACGGCGAAGGCCAAGGAGAAGGAGAUGUCCAAUUCGAAAACGUCAUCCUGAUCACGCCCACCUACAUUCUUGGCGGUCCGGUUCUUAACCGUUCGUUUGUCGAGCUGGACGAUGCCGGCGAAAGUGAGGUGUGGUGUCAGAUUUUCAAUCUGCUCGACUGGCCCGCGAUUUCGGUGACCAUCCCGUUCUCGUACUCGGUCGACGAAGACGUCAAAAGGAAAAGUCCGCCCGAAUGGGCCCGUCAUUAUACCGAUUGCAUCGAAGAGAAUUACAUCGACAGGAUAUCCGACGACAGCGGUGGCAAACGUCCACCCAGACUGAGCGUGCAGUUGGCCACCAUUCCGGGCAAUGAACUGGCGCUGCUCGACUACGUUGCACACAUUGAAAGAUAUCUCAAACUCACCUGCGUGCGUGACAGUCGUAUGCGCUCGCGCUCACAAAACAUCGUCGAGGACGACGGACAGCCCAAGUGA